Molecule: messenger RNA, 1877 nt
Organism: Perkinsus marinus ATCC 50983
Lineage: Eukaryota; Perkinsozoa; Perkinsida; Perkinsidae
Product: Phosphoribosylamine--glycine ligase, putative
Exons: 1
Coding region: 23-1732 (569 amino acids)
Molecular function (GO): metal ion binding; ATP binding
Source: RefSeq, a predicted model, not a curated record
AGUUGCCAAUUUUACUCUCAUCAUGACCCUCAGUUUUGACGAAGCCCUUGAAGUCGCCAACAAUAGGCCGAACGAGGGAUCGUGGCAGUCGCCGCUAGCCAUGCCUCGUCAGCGACCCCCGAGCGUCUCCUCUCUGGACGGCAUGUGCUUAGAGGUCGUCGAAGAUGGUCAACUCAACCUUGAUCUGUCUACGCCUUUCAUGGCUGAUAUGUUUCUUAAAACGUCGAGCUUACCCGAUGCCAUGACUGCCGAAGAACGCAGGAAAGUGGCCGCCGAUUUGGCUCCAACGGCCACGUUCCAAAUGAUCAAACAGAUUCCUCGUGAACUCCUCGAGCACGAUGGAGAGGAAGGUCAAGCUUUACGACAGCAGUUACUACGCGGAGCGACUGUCGCUAUGUUCUGCGCUGGUUACAAGGGUAAGAAAUUCAUUUACCACAGAGCAGCUGAACUUGGAGUGAAAGUUGUUGUCAUCGACGACGAGGACUCGUGGGCCCAGGAGAUGGUCGAUGAGCAGAUCAUCGCAAAGUUCAUUCCUAUCGACUUCGCCGCUGAUAAUGAAGUCCUUUUCCAUCAAGCUUUGGACGCUAUCAAAUCGUUGAAGGACGACCCCCUCGUGGGCCCCGUCGACGGCGUCUGCACCUUCAUCGAGCUCGCCGUGCCCAUGGCUGCUAGGCUGGCCGAGGCUUUAGGCCUCCCUGGUCCUUCAGUCGAAUACGUUGAUAUUGCUCGUGAUAAGCACAAGACACGCGCAAUAAUGACCGCUAAGGGACUACCGUCUAUCAAGAACUUCCUCAUUACCGAUCCCAGCCAGCUGGACCAAGCUGCUGAGCAUGUCGGGUUCCCUGCUGUACUCAAACCCAUUGCCGGAGCCGCCUCUCUUGGUGUUCAGAAGGUUGCGGACAUGGACGAUCUCAAACGUACCUAUGCUGAUCUCGUUCACCUCAUGGCUGGUCUCAGGGUUAAGGCCGGCGCACUGGAACGAGUUACCAGGGUUCGUACAGAUUCGACCAUCUCUGACGUGAUCGAUGGUGACGGUAUCAAUGCUGAACGCGUCAUUGCUCUUGACAUGAUGCUCGAGGAAUUCCUGGACGGCGAUGAGGUUGAUGUGGACUGUUUGUUCAGCGAUGGCGUGUGCAGAUUUUGCUAUGUCAUCGACAAUGGUCCGACUGUUGAGCCUUAUUUUGCUGAGACCUGGGCGGCUCUACCUUCUCUCCUCCCUGAGGACAAGGUGGAAGGGUUGAAGAAAAUGGCUCAGGAUGCUGUCACUGCUAUUGGAUUCAAGAACGGGGUUUUCCAUGUUGAAGGGAAGUUCACCAGUCGAGGGCCUCGUUUGAUUGAAGUCAAUGCCAGAAUGGGUGGUGGCCCCACUAGACUCAUCCACAAGCACGUCAGCGGCGUCGACCUAGUCGUUGAACAGCUCCUCAUGACGGUUGGCAUCCCCUCGAGACCGCCAAUAGAGCCCACUGGUAUGUGCAUUGCAUAUGCUUUUGUUGGAGCUCCCAAAUCUGGGGUUGUAGGCAACAUCGAGUUUUUGGACAAGUUCCGUGAUAUACCUGCUGUCGUCCAGUUGAGUGCUCUCGUCCACGAUGGAGAAACUCUCGUGGGACCAGAGGAAGGGAUGCCUAGCUGGAUCGCUGAAGUUGUCGUAUCUCUUAGAGACGGGCACAAGGCUAAGGAUUUGAUUCAGAGCUUGAGCUCGGAAAUAGCUGCGGAAUGCUUGUCUCAUAUGUAAGUUUCUACCAAGUUGACGAGCCAAGGUGGCUACCAAAUUUUUUUUCAUAGUCAGCGGGGUUUGAAUUCUUGUAAUUUGAAUCCUCGCCUAUGAAAUAGCUAUCUCUAUCUAUCUCGUCUUAAGGACGACCCAUCCCUUUCCACUC